Molecule: messenger RNA, 161 nt
Organism: Stegodyphus dumicola
Lineage: Eukaryota; Metazoa; Arthropoda; Arachnida; Araneae; Eresidae
Product: glycine-rich protein GWK-like
Source: RefSeq, a predicted model, not a curated record
GGGUGGGGGGGGGGGGGAGGGGGGGUGGGGGGGGGGGGGUGGGGGGGGGGGGUGGAAGGGGUGGGGGGUGGAGGGGGGGAGUGGGGGGGGGGGGGAGGGGGGGGGGGUAGGGGGGGGGAGGGGGGGUGGAGGGGGGGGGGUGGGGGGGGGUGGAGGGUGGC